GCUAAGUCCAUGGCACGAUUAAGUUAGUUUAAUUGCGGCCAACACAGAGUUCACAGUCAGCAAAAUGGGCAACACAAAGGAGAAGCUGAAGGACUUGAUCACCGCUGAACGUUUGGCCAUAUUCUUUGGCCUGCUGUCCACCUGUCUGAUUGUCGCCUUUGUAAUUGUGCUUGUCCACAGGGAUAAUUUGUGGAUAGAGUUGGAUGAAGCCAAGAGGAAAUUGGAUGUGCUGGAGGACUACAUUCAAAGCCACUUGCUGGCCACUCUUUCUAAUAGAUAGAUAGAUAAUAAAAAUGAGGCUUUUUACAUUA
Drosophila gunungcola (fruit fly) is the source of this 311-nucleotide messenger RNA. RefSeq lists its product as uncharacterized. The transcript has 2 exons. The coding region runs from base 65 to 280 and encodes 71 amino acids. The record is from RefSeq and is a predicted model, not a curated record. Lineage: Eukaryota; Metazoa; Arthropoda; Insecta; Diptera; Drosophilidae.